Molecule: messenger RNA, 2472 nt
Organism: Danio rerio (zebrafish)
Lineage: Eukaryota; Metazoa; Chordata; Actinopteri; Cypriniformes; Danionidae
Gene: snx18a
Product: sorting nexin 18a
Biological process (GO): protein transport; mitotic cell cycle
Cellular component (GO): cytoplasmic vesicle membrane
Molecular function (GO): phosphatidylinositol binding
Source: RefSeq, marked provisional
AUGGCUCUGCGAGCGAGGGCUUUGUACGACUUCAAUUCAGAAAACCCCGGGGAGAUAUCGGUGAAGGAGAACGAGAUCGUAACUCUAUACAGCGAGCAGGACAUUGAGGGCUGGCUGGAGGGGACGAACAGCAGAGGAGCGAGGGGGCUUCUGCCUGCGUCCUACGUCGAGAUUUUGAGGAAUGACACGGUCUCGUCUUUUAACAACAACUCUCGAUAUGCCAACGUUCCCACUGGUGCUUUUGAGAGCUUUAACAGUACACCAGCAUCUACUUUCUCAGCCUACCCUGCACUACCUCAACAACAACAACAACAGCAGCCUCAUCAAGGGACUCCAGCCAGUGAUGAUGACUGGGAUGAUGACUGGGACGAUCACUCAUCCAUAGCCGAUGAACCAGGGGUUGUUGGUGGCGGAUACAGGAAUUAUGAAGGAAACGGACCCUCUGGCUACAGCAUCUCUACAUCGUCUAUGCCUAGAGGUGCACAGCAAGCCAAAAGUUCAGCCACGGUCAGCAGAAAUCUGAACAGGUUCUCCACUUUCGUGAAGUCUGGUGGUGAGGCGUUUGUGCUCGGGGAGGCGUCUGGCUUUGUGAAGGAUGGAGAUAAAAUCUGUGUUGUGAUGGGUCAGUAUGGUCCAGAGUGGCAGGAGAAUCCAUACCCGUUCUCUUGCACUAUUGAUGACCCUACAAAGCAGACCAAGUUCAAAGGCAUGAAAAGUUACAUUUCCUACAAGCUGACACCGACCCACACGCAGAGCCAGGUCAAUAGAAGAUACAAGCAUUUCGAUUGGCUCUACGCUCGAUUAGUGGAGAAAUUCCCUGUGAUCUCGGUGCCACACAUCCCUGAAAAGCAAGCCACGGGUCGCUUUGAAGAAGACUUCAUUUCUAAAAGGAGAAGAGGGCUGAUAUGGUGGAUGAAUCAUAUGACCAGCCACCCUGUGCUGGCCCGGUGUGAUGUUUUCCAGCACUUCCUCUCGUGCUCCAGCACAGAUGAAAAGGCUUGGAAGCAGGGGAAGAGGAAAGCAGAGAAGGAUGAGAUGGUCGGUGCCAAUUUCUUCCUCACCAUCAGCACUCCACCAGCUCCUCUCGACCUGCAGGACGUUGAAAGCAGGAUUGACGGAUUCAAGGUCUUCUCCAAGAAAAUGGACGACAGCGUGAUCCAAGUCAAUGCCACACUCAGUGAGUUUGCGAGGAAGCAGAUAGCUGGCUUCAAGAAAGAGUAUCAGAAAGUGGGACAGUCUUUUAAGUAUCUGAGUCAAGCAUUCGAGAUGGACCAGCAGUCAUACUCCAUUGGUUUGAACCAAGCGAUUGCAUACACAGGAGAAGCCUAUGAAGUUAUCGGAGACUACUUUGUGGAGCAGCCUAAACAAGAUGUGGACCCAGUGAUGGAUUUGCUAGCCCUGUACCAAGGACACCUCACCAACUACCCUGAUAUCAUCCAUGUCCAAAAAGGUGCUCUGACGAAGGUGAAGGAAAGCCAAAAGCACGUAGAAGAAGGGAAGAUGGAGAGCCAGCAUGCAGAUGGCAUCAGGGACCGCUGUAACAUCAUCUCUUUCGCCACCAUGGCUGAGAUCCAGUACUUCCAUCAGACUCGAGUGCGGGACUUUAAAUCCCAGAUGCAGCAUUUCCUACAGCAGCAGAUCAGCUUCUUCCAGAAGGUCACAGGAAAGCUGGAGGAGGCGCUGCAGAAAUAUGACAAUGCCUAAAUGAACGACGUCCAAAUUUGACCAACAGUGUUUCUCUUUGCCUGGACAGAGUGCCAGGUGAGGGUUAGCCAGCCGCUAGCAAUAUAUGACAAACCAAGAGUCUAUCAUUUUAUUAAAACUAUCCCCAUGCAAUGAAUGUCCAACACAAGGAACUGAAUGUUGUUUGGGGUGUUCCUAUAGUGAGAUGGCGAUAAUGAUCGUCUAAUCUGUUUUCCUCGGAGGACGGAGCGAGAGACCAUGGAAUGACUUGGAUCCUGCUAUUUUUAACGAUGUCCUUCACACAGAUGAAUGAGAGAUUGACACGACUUGAGGAGCUCACUUGGCUUCUCACUGCCACGUUUCAAACACUCAAGACCUUCUUAGCCGUUCUUAGAUGUUUACAGACCUUACAGAGCCACUGUCAACACUGUUGUGCCUUUCAAUCUGGUCUUGUUGUUUUUUUAUAUAUAGAAUUUCUUAAACAACAAAAAAAUGAUAUAUUAUUCUUAUUCUCACAUUUGUUUUUACAAGAUUUGAUUUUAUUAUCUUAUUAAAAAGUCACCCCUGCCUGAAAUGGCAGGGCAAAGGAGUAGCAGGCUCAUAUUUGGAGAUAAGCGUGGGAGUAGCUGAACACAGUGCCCUAAUUUGGUGUCCCUUCUGUAUUAUUUCCCAGCCCCCUUCCCACAGUAAUAUUUUGGGUCCAAUGCAGAACAGAAUGUGCACUCGAGGGAAAGCAGUAGUGGCUGUAAGAUGACCUCUCAUUACUUGGAGACAGUUGAGCAGGUACCU